Messenger RNA from Prunus avium (sweet cherry), 4011 nucleotides. The record is from RefSeq and is a predicted model, not a curated record. NCBI's taxonomy places the organism in Eukaryota, Viridiplantae, Streptophyta, Magnoliopsida, Rosales, Rosaceae.
AUGGCAACUUUGAUCCACUUGAUUUGGUUGCAAAGGCUGGCUAGGUCACCUGAACUUGUUGAUGCCAAAGCCGCAGGUACGAAUGUCUUGGUGUUGGGCAACUUGAAGACUGAACAAGAAUCUGUGUUGGGCAACUUGACUGAACAAGAAUUUGUGUUGGGUAAGAAUGACAUGCAAAUUCAAGCGGGCCCAAGUCCAAAGUCCCUUGCUGAUAAUGUUCGAAAUGAACAAGUGUCCAUGUCGCUCGAGACUCAGAUUGAUGAAGAGAACCGUGCUCGAUUGCAAGGGAUGUCAGCGGAUGAGAUUGCUGAAGCACAGGUUGAGAUCAUGGGAAGGCUGGACCCUGCGCUGCUCAAUGUGCUCAAAAGGAGGGGUGAAGAGAAAUUGAGGAAGCAUAGAAGCCCCAGUUCGGAUAACAAUGAACCAAAAGCUUCCCCUAGCUCUCAAAGUGGCAUGUCUCAUGCGGACACAACAAUUACCUCAAACCAUACAAAGACUGCGGAAGAGAAUGGGUUGGAGCAGAACUCAGGCCAAGCCAGUGGAAGUUUGUGGACUGCUUGGAGGGAGAGAGUCGAGGCUGCUAGGGAAUUAAGAUUUUCCUUGGAUGGGACUGUUAUUUUAAAUGGUUUCCACCAGAUACCUAAGAGUAGUAAUGUUUCUGAGCGUGACUUCCUGCGUACUGAGGGGGAUCCUGGUGCUGCUGGCUAUACAAUCAAAGAAGCAGUGUCACUCACUAGGAGUGUGAUUCCAGGACAACGGUCGAUGAUUUCAUCAUCAACAUCCAAAUCGCUUUCUGCAGCCAUGCUCAAAUACAUAUCAACCACCAACAAUUCACCACUUGACUCAACCAAGAACUUCUUAUCGCCACCAAAUACAGGAUUUGCAACCACACUAAGAUUUGAGUGCAAACCGACGAUCACAAAUUGUAGGCUUUGUCUCGAUGAUAACCAUAGUUCUGUAGUUCUAGCUUGUGCCAAAGUUCUUCACUGCAUAUUGAGCUAUGAUGUGAAUGAGAACUUCUUUGAUAUCUCAGAGAAAAUAGCAACUCGUCAUAAGGAUACAUUUACUGCCGCUGUAUUUAGAAGUAAACCAGAGAUUGCUGUUGGUUUCCUUCGUGGUGGAUUCUGGAAGUACAAUGCUAAGCCUUCUAAUAUUCUUGCUCUUGAUGAGGAAAUUAUUGAUGAUGAGACUGAAGGGAAACGUACAAUUCAGGAUGAUGUUGUGGUUGCCGGACAAGAUUUUGCUGCAGGUUUGGUGCGGAUGGGAAUCCUUCCAAGGCUUCGUUAUCUUUUGGAGUCAGACCCUACAGCGGCUUUGGAAGAAUACAUCAUUUCUUUACUUAUAGCUAUUGCAAGGCAUUCCCCAAAAUGUGCAAAUGCAGUCAUGAAUUGUCAAAGGCUAAUCCAAACAGUUGUCAGCAGAUUUAUUGCAAAUGAGAGUGUAGAAAUCCAGCCUUCUAAAAUAAAGUCUGUUAGACUUCUAAAGGUGUUGGCUCAAUCUGAUGGGAGGAAUUGUGUUGAUUUUAUAAAGAAUGGGAGUUUCCAAACUAUGACAUGGCAUUUGUAUCAAUCUAUUUCCUUCCUUGACAAAUGGGUAAAAUCUGGAAAGGAAAACUGUCAACUUUCUUCGGCUUUGAUGGUUGAACAGCUGCGUUUUUGGAAGGUUUGCAUUCAGCAUGGGCAUUGUGUGUCAUACUUCUCAGAUAUUUUCCCCAACUUGUGCAUAUGGCUGAACCCACCUAUAAUUGAAAGGCUUAUAGAGAAUGAUGUACUUAGUGAAUUUGCAUCCAUCACUACGGAGGGCUACCUUGUGCUGGAGGCUUUGGCUAGAAGGCUUCCAAGUUUGUUCUCACAGAAGAAUCUGAGCAAUCAAAUCUCUGAGUAUUCUGGUGAUGACACCGAGUUCUGGUCUUGGAGCCAUGUUGGUCCAAUGGUUGAUAUAGCUUUGAAGUGGAUAGUUAUGAAGAGUGAUCCUAGCAUAUGUAAUUUAUUUAAGAGCGAAAAUGGAGUUGAUGUUCUUUUUGUGUCCCAAGAUUUAUCAGUGACUUCCUUGUUAUGGGUGUAUUCAGCUGUCAUGCACAUGCUUUCCAGAGUGCUUGAAAAAGUGAUCCCAGAUGAUACUGUCCACUCGCAUGAAAGUGGUAGUCUUGUGCCAUGGCUUCCAGAGUUUGUUCCUAAAGUUGGACUUGAAAUUAUUAAAAAUGGGUUUAUGGACCUUUCAGAUACUAAUGAUGCAAAAUAUGGAAAAGAUCCUAAUGGAAGUGGCUCUUUCAUUGAGAAACUUUGUCAUUUGAGAAGUCAGGGUACAUGUGAAACAUCAUUAGCUUCUGUAUGUUGCUUACAGGGGUUAGUGGGGAUUAUCAUUAGCAUUGAUAAAUUGAUAAUGUUAGCCAGGACAGGCGUCCAAACUCCUUCCCAAAAUUACACUUCAACAAGAGAAGAGAAAAUCCUCAAGGAUGGUAUACUUGGGGGCUGUUUGGUUGAAUUGAGAAGUGUGCAAAAUACUUUUAUGAAGUUAGUUGCUUCAGACUGGCACCUUGUGCAGUCCAUUGAGAUGUUUGGCAGGGGUGGUCCUGCUCCUGGAGCGGGAGUUGGCUGGGGUGCCUCUGGUGGAGGAUUUUGGUCUGCUACUUUUUUGUUGUCUCAAGCUGAUUCAAGAUUUCUCGUUGACCUACUUGAAAUUUGGAAGAUUGUGUCCAAUUUUGAUAUCCCCACCGAAGAAGAAAUGACUUUGACUAUGCUGGCAAUUAAUUCAUCUCUAGGAGUAUGUGUAACUGCAGGACCUACAGAUGGGACUUUUGUGAAAAAGGCAAUAAAUAUUUUGCUUGAUGUCUCAGUUCUGAAGUAUCUUGAUCUCUGUAUUAGGCGUUUUCUUUUCUCGAAUAAGGGAUUUAAAGUGUUUGAUUGGGAGUACAAGGAAGAGGAUUACCUGCUCUUCAGUAAAACAUUAGCUUCCCAUUUCAAUAACAGAUGGUUAUCUGUAAAGAAAAAGCUCAAAGAUAGUGAUGGCAAUAAUUUAUCUGGCAGUAAACCACUGAAGAAUGGUAAAGGUUCCCUUGACACCAUAUAUGAGGACUUGGACACAUCACAUAUGAUCAGUCAAGAUUGCACUUCUUUAGUUAUAGAGUGGGCUCACCAGAGGCUGCCACUACCCAUUUCCUGGUUUCUCAGUCCAAUUUCAACCCUUUGUGAUAGCAAGCAGGCUGGUCUUAAAAAAUCUUCCAAUUUACAAGAUCUCAUUCAGGAUCCAGGUGAUUUCCUUGUAGUUUCCCAAGCUGGGCUUUUCUUCCUUUUGGGUAUUGAAGCACUGUCCAGUUUCUUACCAGAUGACAUCCCAUCCCCAGUUAAAAGUGUAUCGUUAGUUUGGAAAUUGCAUUCUCUAUCUAUGAUCUUACUCGUUGGAAUGGGUGUCAUUGAGGAUGAGAGGAGUAGAGCUGUUUAUGAAGCUUUGCAAGAUCUCUAUGGGAAUUUUCUUCAUCAGGCAACGUCGUGCAACUUAUUGACAGAACCUAGAAAUGAAAACAACCCGGAGUUUCUGGCAUUCCAAUCGGAGAUUCACGAGACUUACUCAACAUUCAUUGAAACUCUUGUGGAGCAGUUUUCUGCUAUAUCUUAUGGUGAUUUGGUUUAUAGCCGGCAAGUUGCAGUUUAUCUUCACCGUUAUGUGGAAGCUCCUGUGCGCCUUGCUACCUGGAAUACACUAACUAAUUCUCGUGUUCUUGAACUUCUGCCACCUUUAGAGAAUUGCUUUACUGAUGCCGAGGGUUACCUCGAACCUGUUGAGGAUAAUUUUGGUAUUUUGGAGGCUUAUGCGAAGUCGUGGACUUCUGGUGCCCUCGACAGAGCUGCAAGUCGAGGAUCACUUGCAUAUACACUGGUUCUCCAUCACCUUUCAGCAUUCAUUUUUAAUUCGUGCACUGGUGAUAAGCUAUUGCUUCGGAAUAAGCUUUCCAGGUCUCUUUUGCUAGACUUCUCCUUGAAGCAACAACAUGAGGCAAUGAUGUUGAACCUA